Messenger RNA from Talaromyces marneffei, 771 nucleotides. RefSeq lists its product as uncharacterized. Gene Ontology annotation, molecular function: nucleic acid binding; S-adenosylmethionine-dependent methyltransferase activity; protein methyltransferase activity. Gene Ontology annotation, biological process: methylation. The transcript has a single exon. Lineage: Eukaryota; Fungi; Ascomycota; Eurotiomycetes; Eurotiales; Trichocomaceae. The record is from RefSeq and is a predicted model, not a curated record. Gene Ontology annotation, cellular component: eRF1 methyltransferase complex. The coding region runs from base 1 to 771 and encodes 256 amino acids.
AUGCUUCCUACUCCCUCUACAUCCCAUGUCUCAUUUGACACAGUCUAUGAACCUGCAGAAGACUCGUUCCUACUGCUUGACACAUUAUCAUCCGCAUCAGAAGCUGCCUGGCUCACAGACCGGUUCCAAACAUCAGAAUCCUCAUCGUCUCCAUUGGUGGUGGAAGUAGGCAGUGGCUCCGGCGUAGUGAUUGCCUUUACAGCUGCAAAUUCCAAGCAUAUUUUUGGUAGAGAGGAUAUUCUCUCAUUGGCGGUAGAUGUCAAUCGAGAGGCAUGUCAAGCAACUGAACAAACCGUGAAGACUGCCAUCGCCGAGACGGGAAAUGCGAAUAGCACGCACUACCUGAGCUCGUUAACUGGCGACUUAGUCUCACCUUUAAAGCCAGGAUCAGUGGAUGUCUUGCUCUUCAACCCGCCAUACGUCCCCACGCCAGACUUGCCUGUCUUACCACAGCCCGGACAAAACGAGACAAAACCAUUAUCCAGAUCUGAAAAAUUCGAGCAUGAUUCAUACCUCCUCUCACUCUCCUAUGCAGGCGGAGUAGAUGGUAUGGAAACUACGAAUAGAUUCAUUGAAGCCAUCCCCUCGGUUCUCAGUCCCGAGAGGGGUGUUGCGUAUCUGCUGCUUUGUGCGCAGAAUAAGCCGGAGGAAGUCAAGGCGCGUAUUGCGCGGGAUUGGGAUGGAUGGGCGGCUGAGACGGUGGGGAGGAGUGGGAUGCAGGCUGGGUGGGAGAAGUUGGUUAUUUUGAGGAUUUACAGGGCUGAGAUGUGA